GUCAACUGAUUCAAAGUUUACUAAGUUAACCUCCAAAUUCCAGCACAGUUUCAUGCCCGAAUUAAACUAUGUAUAUGAACAAGAUUAACAAGUUACUAGUCUGUACAAAAUGUGUUCAAAACCAGUUGCGUUUCGUAAAAACUGUAUCAGUACACGAAAAAUUAUUUACCAAUUUGUUGGGGAUGAAAGAAGAAGAGGCCCACAAGUAUGUAAAGAAUCAUAGAUUAACGGAAAUCGAUUCAAAUAGAUUGUACGAAACCAUAAAAUUUUUCAAUAAUAAACCAUUAGACAUUAAAGAAGUUCUGAAACACCCGAAUGUUUUUCGUUUCGGCGUUAAACAUACGUGGGAUCAAAUUCACAUGUAUCUUCAGGAAUGCGGUAUCCAUGAAGUUGCCUUAGAUAUCCUAUUAGAUGUACGAAAAAUCCGCGCAUCAUCAAUAAGUAAAUUAAAGGAAAUAGAACUGAUAGAUCAAGAAUUAAAAGUAGCUGAAAAUCUAAUAAAAUACCUGAAACCACUUCCGAGUAAUUUUGACGUAAGCGAUCUGUUGGACGACGAAUUAACUCUUGGUCAUAUACAUAAAAACAUAGUCCAGAGAUUCAUUUCAUACAGAUUGGAAGCGUCGCCUGAAAAAAUAGAAAAAUUAUUUCGCACCCAUCUGCACAUCCAUAAUAAAAGCUUGACCUUUUUAUGCGAGAAUAUCAACAUAGCUUUAGAGUUGGGAUAUUCAAAGACGAGGCUAAUGAACAAUGGAUACAUCUUACAGACGAAUCCUUUGAAUACACGUGAAGUCCUCAAUGCAUUACCUACCCUAGCGCAAUGUGACAUGAGGGCCCAAAUGAAGAUGUAUCCUAAACUCAUAGGAAUUUCGUUACAAAACUUUUUGCGGACUUACGAAUUACUGCGGAAAUGUGGUAUUGCUGAUGAACAUAUUUCUAAGAAUAUGAACAUAUUUUCCUUAUCGACUAAAACAAUUCAGAAUAGAAUUAAUAACAUUAAGAAGGUUCCAGAAAUGAGGUUACUAAUGAAAAACCCAAAGAUGCUCGACAUGAUUAUACAUUAUCAUAAAGCUAUAAAUCGACUCGAUUUGCUACAAAAAGUUAAACUCAAAUGCACCAGUUUGAGUGUAAUUGUUUCAGACGUUUUCGAUGAAUAUGUGAAAGAAGGGAAGGACGUUAAUAGGAAAAGAGAAUUAAUGAAAUUGAUUAGGAGCAUGGUCAAGGAUGACGAUAUAAUCGAGGAGAGAUUCAUGAAGCACCCAUUUUUCUUGAAUGUACCCUUCGUUGAGAUCGAAAAGACGUAUUUGUACCUGAGGGCACAUUCUUUCCUCAACAAGCAAAUCGCAGUGGCAAUGCCAAUUUUGCUCUACCCAAAGGAGAAAGUCAAAGAGGCUCUUCAGACGAUUUAUAAUGAUGAGAGAAUUAAGUACGCGCAGGUGAAAAACAGUCAAGUUUUAAAUACGGCUUUGUACUUCUUGGAGAGGGAUCAUCACUUCACCGGAAACGGCAUUUGGAGAAGCGUGGAACCGGAUGACGAAUCUUAGACCGAUUAGUAUUUACUACCUAAAGCAUUACGAAUGAUGCAUUCUUGUUACGGUAAAAACAAAAUUUUGUUCUUUUGCGCUCUACCAGCAAAAUUGUAUAAUCUUUGUGAUGUUUAAAUCUGAAUAAACAGACUGUGCAG
Nicrophorus vespilloides is the source of this 1681-nucleotide messenger RNA. RefSeq lists its product as uncharacterized. The transcript is spliced from 7 exons. Bases 69 to 1541 code for a protein of 490 amino acids. Gene Ontology annotation, biological process: regulation of DNA-templated transcription; termination of mitochondrial transcription. Gene Ontology annotation, cellular component: mitochondrial matrix. NCBI's taxonomy places the organism in Eukaryota, Metazoa, Arthropoda, Insecta, Coleoptera, Silphidae. Gene Ontology annotation, molecular function: double-stranded DNA binding. The record is from RefSeq and is a predicted model, not a curated record.